AUGUCACCAAUUAAACAAGAAGAAAAACUUGAAACUAAAUUCUCUCCAAUUCAAUUCAAUUCUGAUAAAAUCAGAAGUGAUGGAGAUAAUUUAUAUACUAAAUUCACUUAUGAAAAUUCCAUUGUUGAAACUGAUGCUAAUGGUAAAUAUACCGUUACUCCAACCAAUGUUGAUUAUGAAUUUAAAUUAGAUUUAAAAGUUCCAAAAACUGGGUUAUUAUUAGUUGGUUUAGGUGGUAAUAAUGGUUCUACUUUAGUUUCUGCCGUUACUGCCAAUAAACAUAAUAUUAGUUUCCAAAAUAAAGAAGGUGUUGUCAAACCAAAUUAUUAUGGUUCAGUUACUCAAUCUUCAACUAUUAAAAUUGGUAUUGAUAAGGAUACUGGUAAAGAUAUUUAUGCUCCAUUUAAUAAUAUUGUUCCAUUAGUUAAUCCAAAUGAUUUAGUUGUUAGUGGUUGGGAUAUUAAUUCAUCAAGUUUAGAUGAAGCUAUGGAAAGAGCCAAAGUUUUAGAUUAUGAUUUACAACGUCAAUUAAAACCAUAUUUAUCAGAAUAUAAACCAUUAAAAUCAGUUUAUUAUCCAGAUUUCAUUGCUUUAAAUCAAAAGGAAAGAGCUGAUAAUAUCUUUAAUGUUGAUAAAGAAGGUAAUGUUGUUACUAAUGAUAAAUGGGCUGAUGUUGAAAGAAUCAGAAAAGAUAUUAGAGAUUUCAAAUCUGCUAAUGAUUUAGAUAAAGUUAUUGUAUUAUGGAGUGCUAAUACUGAAAGAUAUGCUGAUGUUUUAGCUAAUGUUAAUGAUAAUAGUGAAAAUUUGUUGAAAUCGAUUAAAGAAAAUCAUGAAGAAAUUGCUCCAUCUACUAUUUUCGCUGUGGCUUCAAUUUUAGAAAAUGUUCCAUAUAUUAAUGGUUCUCCUCAAAAUACUUUUGUUCCAGGUGUAAUUGAAUUAGCUGAAAAAUAUAAUUCUUUUAUUGGUGGUGAUGAUUUCAAGAGUGGUCAAACUAAGAUUAAAUCUGUUUUAGCUCAAUUUUUAGUUGAUGCUGGUAUUAGACCAAUUUCAAUUGCUUCUUAUAAUCAUUUAGGUAAUAAUGAUGGUUAUAAUUUAAGUGCCCCAAAACAAUUCCGUUCAAAGGAAAUUUCUAAACAAUCUGUGGUUGAUGAUAUGAUUGAAUCCAAUCAAAUUUUAUAUAAUAAAGAAAAUGGUACUACUGUUGAUCAUUGUAUUGUUAUUAAAUAUGUUCCAGCCGUUGGAGAUUCUAAAGUUGCUAUGGAUGAAUAUUAUUCUGAAUUAAUGUUAGGUGGUCAUAAUAAAAUCAGUAUUCAUAAUGUUUGUGAAGAUUCAUUAUUAGCUACUCCAUUAAUUAUUGAUUUAGUAAUUGUUACUGAAUUUUUACAAAGAAUUCAAUAUAAGAAAAUUGAAGAAAGUGAUGAAAAAUAUCAAGAUUUCUAUGCUGUUUUAACUUUAUUAAGUUAUUGGUUGAAAGCUCCAUUAUCCAAACCAGGAUAUCAAGCUAUCAAUGGAUUAAAUAAACAAAGACAAGCUUUAGAAAACUUGUUAAGAUUAUUGGUUGGAUUACCUGUGAAUAAUGAAUUAAGAUUUGAAGAAAGAUUAUUAGUUUAG
Messenger RNA from Scheffersomyces coipomensis, 1611 nucleotides. It is a transcript of the gene INO1, whose product is annotated as inositol-3-phosphate synthase. Gene Ontology annotation, biological process: phospholipid biosynthetic process; inositol biosynthetic process. The record is from RefSeq and is a predicted model, not a curated record. Gene Ontology annotation, cellular component: cytoplasm. The coding region runs from base 1 to 1611 and encodes 536 amino acids. Gene Ontology annotation, molecular function: inositol-3-phosphate synthase activity. The transcript has a single exon. Lineage: Eukaryota; Fungi; Ascomycota; Pichiomycetes; Serinales; Debaryomycetaceae.